Molecule: messenger RNA, 5572 nt
Organism: Astyanax mexicanus (Mexican tetra)
Lineage: Eukaryota; Metazoa; Chordata; Actinopteri; Characiformes; Acestrorhamphidae
Gene: appl1
Product: adaptor protein, phosphotyrosine interaction, PH domain and leucine zipper containing 1
Exons: 22
Coding region: 146-2272 (708 amino acids)
Biological process (GO): signaling
Cellular component (GO): cytoplasm; endosome membrane
Molecular function (GO): identical protein binding
Source: RefSeq, a predicted model, not a curated record
GCGGAAUAUCCGUGUUAGUGGGCGGGUUAAUCUGGCUGGGUGUCGAUUUUGUUGGGAAUAAAGCCACCGAGCGGAUUUUUCCCGAACUGUAUCCCUUCUAUCAGCUCCUAAUUCCCGCCCUGAGGCUGAAAUAAAGCGCACAGCCAUGCCUGGGAUCGAUAAACUGCCGAUAGAGGAGACGCUGGAGGACAGUCCUCAGACUCGCUCUUUGCUUAGUGUGUUUGAGGAGGACACAGCUACAAUAUCCAGCUACUAUAACCAGCUCUUCCAGGCCAUGCACAGAAUAUAUGAUGCACAGAAUGAACUGAGCGCGGCCACCCAUCUAACCUCCAAGCUACUGAAGGAAUAUGAGAAACAGCGCUUUCCUCUGGGUGGCGACGAUGAAGUCAUGAGCUCGACUUUGCAGCAGUUUGCCAAAGUCAUCGAUGAGCUCAGCUCCUGUCAUGCAGUCCUGUCCACUCAGCUUGCAGAUGCCAUGAUGUUCCCCAUCACUCAAUUCAAAGAGAGAGACUUGAAAGAAAUUCUUACCCUAAAGGAGGUGUUCCAGAUAUCCAGUGAUGAUCACGACGUGGCCGUCAACAGAUACAGCCGCCUCUCUAAAAAGAAAGAAAAUGAGAAGGUGAAGAGUGAGGUGAUGGAGGACGUCUACACUUCCAGGAAAAAGCAGCACCAGACCAUGAUGCACUACUUCUCUGCACUUAAUACACUUCAGUACAAGAAGAAGAUCGCCCUGUUGGAGCCACUGCUGGGGUAUAUGCAGGCACAGAUCAGUUUCUUUAAACUGGGAUCGGAGAACCUUACACAGCAAUGGGAGGACUUUCUUACAAACAUUGGGACCAGUGUACAGAAUGUCCGAAGGGAGAUGGACAGCGAGGUAGACUCAAUGCAGCAGACCAUCCAGGAUCUGGAGCAGGCCAGUGACCUGCUGUACAUGCCAGACCCCGACCCCAGCAAGAUCCCCAUCAACCGCAACCUGACCCGCAAGGCCGGCUACCUCAACACUCGCAAUAAAACAGGGCUGGUGUCUUCUACCUGGGACCGGCAGUACUUCUUCACCCAGGGAGGAAACCUCAUGAGCCAGUCUCGAGGAGACGUCGCAGGCGGGCUGGUCAUGGACAUAGAUAACUGUUCUGUCAUGGCGGUAGACUGUGAGGACCGGCGCUUCUGCUUCCAGAUCUCUGCCUUUGAUGGCAAAAAGGUUUCUAUUUUGCAAGCAGAUAGCCGGAAGGAUUGUGAAGAGUGGAUUGCAACAAUAAACAACAUCUCAAAGAGGAUAUACCUUAGUGAGAACCCUGAGGAAACUGCCGCCAGAGUUAACCAGUCCGCUCUGGAGGCCGUGACUCCUUCCCCUUCAUUCCAGCAGAGACACGAGAGUUUUAGACCCAGCACGCAGGGGCGACCCCGAGCUGGCCGGACCAGCAGCCAGAGCUCAGCAGGCUCCGAGUCUCCGGCCCUCUCCUCGCUCUCGCUGGACUCUCUAGUGGCUCCAGACACCCCCAUCCAGUUUGAUAUAAUCUCUCCAGUGAGUGAGGAUUACUCAACCCAGGCCAAGAGUGCCAGCCAGGGCAGAAGGACGAACCCGUUUGGAGAGUCUGGGCAGUCACAGUCUGGGGAAAGUGAAGACUCCAUCCUGCACCAGCUCUUUAUUGUGCGUUUCCUGGGCUCCAUGGAAGUGAAGGCCACCGAGAACACAGACGUGAUCUAUGAGACCAUGAGGCAGAUCCUAGCGGCUCGAGCCAUCCACAACAUCUUCAGGAUGACCGAGUCCCACCUGCUCGUCACCUGCGAAUGUCUGAAACUUAUUGACCCUCAAACGCAGGUCACAAGAUUAAGGUUCCCUCUGUCCAGUGUGGUGCUGUGUGCAUCUCAUCAGGAGAACAAGCGCCUGUUUGGCUUCGUGCUGCAGACAGCCGGAGGGAGAGUAGACGGGCGGCCGGUCACCGUCUGCUAUAUCUUUGAAUCCAAUAAUGAUGGCGAGAAGAUCUGUGAUAGUGUCGGCCUGGCCAAACAGAUAGCCCUUCACUCAGAGAUGGAUCGCAAAGCCUCACAGAAGCAGAGGGACAUGGACAAGGCUAAAGUGAAGCAGCAGGAGGAGCUGAGUAAGCAAAAACAGAUUGAGAAGGAUCUUGAAGAGCAAAGCCGCCUGAUAGCUGCGUCCAGUCGGCCAAACCCUCCAGCUGCUGACGGACAGUUUCUGGUCCUUAGCAACAGCCAAUCGGAGGACAGUGAUGCUGGGGAGGAGGGGCGGAAGAGGGGCGAAUCAGAGGCUUGACAGAAAAGAACAGGAAAAUUAUGAUCUGUUCUCCUCAAAACACAUCAGGUGUUUGCGCCAUUUCCUUCAGAGCUUUCCUGAUUGGCUAAUGGAAACGACAUGGGAUUCGCUAGAUGACUGCAGAGAUAUUAACGAAGACAUGAGUGUGUGUGCGCGUGUGUGUGUAUGUGUGCGUACAGGAGAGAGAGAGAGAGAGAGAGAGAAACGUCGGAAACGGUUUAAAUACGGUUAAAUUGGGAAAGUCUCCCGGGAGCUGGUGUUUUAUUUGUAAGAAUCAUGUAUUUUGUACUGUUUACGUUACUGAAAUAUAUCUAAAACACGCUUUUAGAGCUGUUUUUGUUUGUUUGUUAAUAUGUUUAUUUGUUUGUUUGUGUGUAAAUCGGUGCACUACAUUGUAAUACUAAAACCUUAAGAGACGAAUGGACGAAUAUAUGGAUGGAUGGAUGGGUGUGUGGUAUUAUUAUUUUUUUCUUCCUGAAGAAAUUACACGUGUGAAUAACAAACACAAACGUUUAUAAAGGACUUGUAUUAAUACUGUAUAUUUUACGAUUGAUGUCCGUUGCUCUAACAGGCUUGCAUGUGCUUCGGCUCAUAUCAUGUAGAUCCGUAACUGAACUGUAUCGACAGAUUAAUCGGGAGUUAACUGAACAGCUAGAUUUUUUUAUAUUUGUUCAUCUGUGUGGGAGGAGUCCGGAUUUAUGGGCGUGGUCAUUCUUCUGUUGCAGUAGUUUCUGUCUUUUUCUUCCUUUUUCUUUAGUUUGUUUGUAUUUUUCUUUUCUUUUUCUUUUGGUUCUAUGAAUGAAAACAGUAAAACACUGAAAUGUAGGUCCCACUUCAAAAUAAGAGUGUCUAAUAACUGUGUAAUUACACAUUAACAAUGCAAUAAUAUGCAGUAAUAAAUUAUGAAACUACUGGGGAAGUGCAAAUUGUUACAGAUUAAUUACACUUGUACAGGUUAUGUAAUUACUGUAAUUACUGUAUUUACUGUAAUUACACUGGUGUAGCAGACAUAGUACAGUGAUUUUUCCAUCUUCCUGUAAUGAAAUUACAUUUAAAUACAAUCACAGCCCUAAUUACACACCAGUCAUGAUUGUUUUAUAUAUAUAUAUAUAUAUGUAUAACUACAGUUAUACAUAUAGUUGAAAUGUAUAAUACAAUUUAGUAAACAAUGAGUGAGUUGGAGAUAUAUAUUAUAUUGUGACCUCAAUAUAUUUUGUUGGGGCCACUACAAAUAUAAUUUGUGGUCUUGUUAUAUUUGUAUAUCAAUAUUUCAUCUUGUGACCUCUAAAUAUUAUUUUUAAAAUGUACGUUUAUAGCCUUCAAUAUAUUAUUUCAUGGCCACUAUAUUUUUCAGUUUUUAUAUUUUUGUCCACAAUUUUUUUUUGUGGUUUGAAUCGAUUUGAAUAUUAUCUAUAGGCCUUCAUAUUAAGUGUAGCUAAGAAAAUAUAAAUAAAAAUAAUAAUAUUUAAACAAUCUGAAAAAUAAAUUAAUACAAUAAGCAAGUUAAAAACACUAAAAGGAAAAUAAAAUUGAAUGUUGAUUUAAAAAGGAUCAAAUUAAGAUUUAAUUCAUUCAAGAGAUAAUAAGGUAAACUAAGAAGGUAAAAUCCAAAUUAAAUUCAGCCACUCUAAGAUUUUUGUUUUUGCUUGCAAAGUGUUAAAUUAAGCAAAAAAACAUUAAUUAUCUUAAGUUUGAUUUACAUACACAUUUUCUAAAUGGUAACAUUACAGUAGAAAAAAUUAUAAUUUAUGUAUAUGUAGAACUACACAGUUAUUAGAGACACUUGUUAUAAAGUGGGACCUUCAACCCUUUAAAGCUUAAAUAAAUGAUUUAUUUGUUAAUACUGCAGGGAAACAGUUGGUAAACAGCAGUUUAGCUCAUCGCAGUUUGUCGAGUCCCACAAGGUUCUGUUUUAGGGCCUUUAAAAUUGAUGUAAAUGCUGGUGGUAAAAGAAGAGUGGGUUUGUAAAUGAUAUAGAGUUUAAGGGUUUUAUAGGUUAGGUAAGAGCGCCAAAAAAAACCUUUAAUUUACCAAGUGUGUUAGACUGAUUGUGAUUUUUAUGUGUAAUUAACAAACAUUUAUAACAUUUUUAAUGAUUGUGUUAAAUCUUUUCCUGCCACAAGUGAUUUGCCAGCCAGUGCAGUUUGCACAGAAUUAUGGAAUUGUGAUUAUUUACACUUAUGCUGUGUUUUUGAACGUGUAGGGUUUAGGCUACAAACAAUUACUGUACAAUUACUCAAUAAAAUCACCUUUAAUUUGGCCUGUUUGACCACUUGCCUUAACCAGUUAACACUAUCCUUUAUAAAGGCCAUACUGUUUCGAUGCCAACGUCAUAAACACACUUCUUACAUUCAGUUUAGAUCCGUCUGUACUGAGUCUGUUAUUUUUUUUGUUUUAUUUGUGUUUUUUUUUUUUUAUUAAUGAUGAACGAUGCCGAUCUUCAGUGGAACGGUUUGUCCUGUGUAAAUGUUUUUUUUGUUUUUUUUUGAGAGAGAGAGAGAAAUGUCACUAAAUGCAUCUCUGGAAAAAAAUUAAGAGAGCACUUCAGUUUCUGAAUCAGUUUCUCUGAUUUUGCUAUUUAUAGGUUUAUGUUUGAGUAAAAUUAACGUUUUGUUUUAUUCUAUAAACUACAGACAACAUUUCUCCCAAAUUCCAAGUAAUAAUAUUGUCAUUUAGAACUUUUAUUUGCAGAAAAUGAGAAAUGGAUAAAAUAACAAAAAGACGCAGAGCUUUCAGACCUCAAAUAAUGCAAAGAAAACAAGUUCAUAUUCAUAAAGUUUUAACAGUUCAGAAAUCAAUAUUUGGUGGAAUAACCCUGUUUUUAAUCACAGGUUUUCAUGAAUCUUGGCAUCAUGUUCUCCUCCACGAGUCUUACACACUGCUUUUGGAUAACUUUAUGUUUGGUGCAAACAUUCAAGCAGUUCAGUUUGGUGGUUUGAUGGCUUGUGAUCAUCCAUCUUCCUCUUGAUUAUAUUCCAGAGGUUUUCAAUUUGGUAAAAUCAAAGAAACUCAUGGUCUCUUAUUUUUUUCCAGAGCUGUAAAUUAUAUAUAUUAGCAAGCGCACUUCUGAUGUGAUGAAAGGGAAAUUUUCCCAUUUUGCCCAAACGACUGUUAAUAUUCUCUUUGGCUUCUAAACGACAAUGAGCCGGUGAAAUCUGGUCUAUAAUAAUGAUUUAUAUCUUUAAUUAUAUGAUGUGUCACUGUUUUUUAAUGGUGUAGUGUUGAAGAGGGUUUAAUUCCGUUAAAUUGUGAUUAGCAGCACACAAAUAACAUGUCAAAUAUAUUUCAUAUGAAUGCCAA